AUGGCUUGUCCUGCCAGUAAUCUCGAGGAUAUCUCCUCAAUGGAUUUGGAGGAAAUUCCGGCGGCCAAAGACAAGACAUCUGAGACGCUCGAUAAGAAAUCACUUAGCCUAAGUCUCAAAGAAAUCUAUGAAGAAUUUUGUUCGAAUACUUCCAUACAUGGCUUCCAGUAUUUUGGUCAAAGACGUCAGAGAAAAGAGGUUGGAUUCUGGAUUAUUGUCUUCAUUAUAACCAUCUACUUGUGCACUUCGAUUAUUGUGAAAAUCUAUAUGAAAUGGUGUGAAACGCCGGUAAUUGUGAGCUUUUCGGAAAAAUCAACACCCAUUUGGAGUAUUCCAUUUCCGGCCAUAACCAUUUGUCCGGAGACGAAGAGGGCACUGAAGGAGAAGGACAAGGAUUAUGGCCAUUUGCUGGCUAGUCUCCAAAGCUAUGCAGCCGCAGGACAAACCUUAAGCUCCAACUUCUCCCUGAAAGAGCUACAUGAAACCUUGACCCUAAUGCAUAUAUGUCGCUCCGAAAUUGAUCAAUUUUAUGAAAUACCCAAACUCAAUCUCGAACCCUUUGAUUAUUUCGAAACCAUGGAUGGGAUGUUACCUCCCAUGGCAAGCUAUUUGGUUUUGUGCAAAUGGUUUGGCAAAUUCGAAAAUUGCCAAAAUUUGUUUAGCAAAGUUUAUACAGAUGGCGGUAUUUGCUAUACAUUUAAUAGCUUGAAGGCUCAGGACUUAUUUCGAUCCGAGGUGGUGCAACAUCAAAUUUCCGAAAAAGAACGGAAUGAUUCCAGAAUAUUAAAUUGGUCCCUGGAGGAGGGCUAUGCCUCAGAUGUGGAUUUGUUGACCUAUCCAGCGCGAGUUUUAAGUUCCGGCUCCGAUGCUGGAUUUCAAAUAUAUCUACAAAGUUUUCCCCAGGAGUUGGAUUACACCUGCAACGGAGCGGUCCAGGGCUUUAAAAUUUUGCUACACUCCCCUGAUGCCACACCCUCGGUGGCCAAGCAUUUUGUGCGCAUCUCCGGGGAUAAAGAAAUCCUUAUUGCCGUGAAACCCAAAAUGAUAAUAACUUCCAAGGAUAUCUCCGCCUAUGACCCGGAUAGAAGGAGGUGCUUUUUGAACAAGGAAAGACAAUUGCGAUUCUAUAAAGUCUAUAGCCAGGAUAACUGUGAAAGGGAGUGCCUAAGUAAUUUCACUUACUCCCAAUGUGGUUGUGUGCGUUUCUCUAUGCCACGUUUCCCGGAAAUGGAGAUAUGCGGAGAGGAUAAAAUCAAGUGUUAUCGCAAGGCCAAGGAACAAUUGAGGCUGCAACAAUUUUCCGAGGGCCUUAAGAAAGCCAAUGGUCCUUCUAUGGCUGAUUGUAAUUGUAUGCCGGCUUGUACCUCUCUGGACUAUGAUACGGAAAUAUCGGAGGGAAUUUUUGAUGUUGAAAGUACCCAAAGGGCGUUCAAUGUCACCAAUUUGUUUACGGGCAAGGUAUCGCUGGUGGAAAUCUAUUUUAAAGAAAAUCAAUUUAUUACUUCGAGACGCUCGGAGCUGUAUGGGGUCUCUGAUUUAUUGGCAAAUUUUGGUGGUGUAUUUGGUCUAUUUAUGGGUAUAUCUAUACUAAGUGUUGUGGAGUUGUUUUAUCAUUGCACCUUGCGUUUGUGGUCCAACAUGACCCUGUCGAGUAGGGUGAAUUAG
Musca domestica (house fly) is the source of this 1665-nucleotide messenger RNA. Its product is annotated as pickpocket protein 28-like. The coding region runs from base 1 to 1665 and encodes 554 amino acids. The record is from RefSeq and is a predicted model, not a curated record. Lineage: Eukaryota; Metazoa; Arthropoda; Insecta; Diptera; Muscidae. Gene Ontology annotation, molecular function: ligand-gated sodium channel activity. Gene Ontology annotation, biological process: sodium ion transmembrane transport. Gene Ontology annotation, cellular component: membrane. The transcript has 2 exons.